CCCAUUCCCAUUCCCAUUCCCAUUCCCAUUCCCAUCUCCUGUCAUCCAUCCCUUCUUCUCUCUUGCAUUUCAUUUCAUUUCACUGACGGUACUGCAUCGCAUCGCGUCGCGUCGUAAAGACAGACUCCCGACCCCGACCCCGACCCCGACCCCGACCCUCAUUUCGAACCAAAUACCUGUCUCGUGUUUACGGUAAGUAAUGCAUGGAACACCCGCCGUAAACCCCCUUCCUUCGACCCCGACGCCAUAGUUCCAGGCCACUCCAGGGACCUGGCCAACGUGAGCGUGGGCUUUGACUGACAAGAGAAACCAAAGGUCACCGUCGACCUCACACUCUUUUAUAGGACCGCGGACCGACAGACAGCCAGCCAGCCUGCUAGUCGUUAAUAGCGCAGAUUUCUGGAACCAUUACUGCCCUAUUUCCAUUCAGCUGUCAUUCGUCCCGAGAAACCAUCAGGCAAACCCACUUCAGACGAACGAAGCAUCACUCUCCUGUUGCGCACCACUCCCUCGUCCCUGUGCGGCCGGAACACGCACCACCCAAGAUCAAACGGCGCAAUCAAUGGUUGGAAAACGACAACUCACAACUUCACCGACUCGAAUCGACUCGACAUCUUUACGAGGGAACAUUCUUUAUUUCCUUCACCCCACAUCCUGCACGAGGUCAAUCGUGCACCAUCAACACACUAUCUAUCGCUUCGAGAGCCCGUGGCUUGGUCUAAUCUAGCGAUCAAUAUCUGCAGGCCCUGCCAUUCGCACCUUACCUUCACCUCCUUUUCUCCGCUUCAUAGCAAAACCCAAACCAUACAACAUUCAUUUACGAGGAGGACUGCAGGAUUUAAUUCACUGGACGACGUGAUUCCCCUCAAGCGACUCGCCGACAGAUUGACACUCGCUUUGAUUCGACUGAAGUUCGGGAAAUGGAAUAGGGUCGCGUCCGAUGCAAACCUCUGGUGAAAAGGUUUAACACCAGCCACCCACCUCCAACCUCUUACACUCGUGGACAACAACAAUCACAAUACCGCGCCCUUCAUGCGCAGCAGUCUCACGAUGAAAGUUUCAUCCUGGCUGAGUCGAUUAGCUGCAGGUCGAGCGCCUGCGAUCAUAUGCGUCAUUCUUUUAACAUCCCUUGUUCAGGUCUCACAGGGGAUCACUUUUACACCUAUCCCGUCGGCGAAUCUCGAUUUCAAGAAACUUGGCCGAGUUGGACUGGCAGGCGAUUUCAACGGGAUCUCCUUGUAUCAGUUUAAGGGCCAGAACGAGAAUGGAUUCAAUACGAAUGGAAGCCAAUCAGUGCUGUCACGAUUCCCUAAUGGAGGCUUCGCCGAUCUUGCAGCGGCCGAUGCUGGGAUACAGGCAAUGUGCACAUUCAUGCUGGAGACUGGAGUAAUGGCCGGAGUGGUUGUAGGAGGCAAUUUUACGAGUCUAGGCGGAAUGGAGUCACAAGGAGCAGCUCUGUUCAACCCUAACACCUCUGUUAUAACGCCUCUGACUGGACUUUCUGGUCAGGUUUCUGCGUUACUUUGCGAUCAGGAGUCAAGUACAGUGUACGUGGGAGGGAGUUUCAAGGGUGCAAACUCGACAAAUGCAAUUGCUUGGGUAGGCACAGCUGGCUGGACGAAUCUUCCUUUCGCUGGUUUCAAUGGCCCCGUCACAUCCAUUAGCAAGGCUUCAAACGGCAACAUCAUCUUCGGAGGCUCAUUCACCGCGCUGGGAAAUGCAAACUCGACUGGCCCGAGUCUUCCGGAUCAGCAAAUAAUUAACAUAUCUGGUGCAAACCUCACCAGCGGCUCUUCAACAACAACUGCUGGACUUAGCGACCCUGCCAACAUCGUUUGCAAGACUAGUGGAGUAGAUGGGCCUGGAAAUACCUGGUUACUUGCGGACAAUAGUCCGGGAUUCUGGAAGGCAACAUUCGGCUUCGGGUUCCAGCCCACGAAGCUGAGAUUGUACAACACUCGUUUGGAUGGCCGAGGAACCAAGACUUGGCGGUAUACCGCAUUUCCCAUCAAUGGGAUAAUGAACUUUACCUACAUCGAUCCAACAAGUGGGCGGAAUGCGUCCUGCUCUUCAGAGUGUCCGCUGAGCAGCAACAGCAGCGUACCAUUUCAAGAUUUCCAUUUUGUCAAUGUGAUUGGCAUGAAUAGCUUCCAGAUCGAUAUAUCAGCAUUUUAUGGCAGCGGAGGUGGAUUGAAUGGAAUCGAGCUCUUCCAAGAUGAUAUUUUCGCCUAUGCUAUCAACACAUUCAAUGAGCCUACCUGUGCAAAUAUCGAGGUCGCCUCAAGUGCUACACAGACAGGACCUUGGGUUGUAACUCCUUCUCAGCAGAGCGUUUCUCAAUAUUUGGCAGCGUCUGUCUCAAACGCAACCUCGGCGAACGUCGCCUUUCUCCCGGACAUUCGACAAUCCGGAAAUUACUCGGUCAACAUGUACACCCCAGGAUGUAUUCAGGACAACUCAUGUGCAAACCGAGGCCGAGUCAAUAUUACAGGCAUCAUGUCGAGCGCCGCUUCAUUCACCACUGAAAUCUUCCAGACAAAUAACUUCGACAAAUACGAUCAGAUAUACUUUGGGUUCAUUGACGCUGGUAGUAACUCUUUCCGUCCUUCCAUUACCCUUUCGCCUGUUGACGGGCAAGGGAUCGACAAUUUGACGAUAGUUGCCCAACGUGUUGGCUUCACCCUCAUUUCUUCGAGUGCUGGUCUCAACAGCCUGUUUGAAUAUGAUCCAACACAAGCUGUUGUCGAUACUGCAGACUUCGCCAAUUCAACAUUCGACGUGGCUGGAAUGAGUCUCCCAACUGGAGCAGGAGUCAACUCACUUCAGACAUCUGGCAGUACUACCUUUGUGGGAGGCAACUUUUCGACAGAUGACUUCGACAACAUCUUCGCUAUUACCAGUUCUAGAGCAACCCCACUGGCCGGAAAUGGACUAAAUGGAGAGGUCGUCUCUCUGCUGCUCAAUGGAACCAUUCUUUAUGUCGGCGGCAAAUUUUCAGACACCAAAUCUGGAGGGAGCACAGGCCUAAACAAUGUUGCUGCUUAUGACACAACUAAGAAUUCUUGGAUUUCACUCGGUGCUGGUCUUAACGGACAGGUGUCGAGUAUUGUUCCGUUGGCCAUGAAUGUCACCACCGACGCACCUGAGGUUGUCAUCACUAUUACUGGAGACUUUCUGGAGAUCAUGGCAUUUGGGAGCAAUACAUCUGUCGCCGUCGCGGGCUUCGCGAUUUGGGUGCCAUCUCGUGGCAACUGGCUUCAGAAUCUGGAUGUCGCUACACCGUCAAUCACGGGACAGCUCACUGCAUCGGUCGAUCUCCCGGAUGGAGGAUCCCUCUUUGCUGGUUCUCUGUCGUCUUCCCAGCUCAGCGCGAACGGAGCCGUGGCUCUUGCCGAUACCCUCAGCCCUUUGCCUGUUCGUAUCCAUGCAACAGAGACACAGCCGCUAACUGGCCUCACGAAGCGAGCCAAUACCAAUCAAAAUGUGUCUGGCGUUGUAACGGGCUUGUUCUAUGAGAACAAUGGACGAAAUGUGACCAUUCUUGGAGGACACUUUUCUGCAACAGCUUCGAAUGGGUCAAUCGUCAACAACCUUGUCUUCAUCAACGGAGCAGAUUCUAACAGCGUUACCGGUGUCGGAUCAUCACUUUCUAACGAUUCCACAAUUCUCGCCAUGGCCAUUGGAGAAGACACGCUGUAUGCCGGAGGCUCAAUCUCUGGGACUAUCAAUGGUGGUGAUGUGACUGGUCUCGUAUCAUUCAAUCUUGCCACUGCAUCAUUUGGCACCCAACCACCAUCACUUUCUGGUGGAGAUGUUAAAGCCAUCUCAAUAAGACCAGACUCUGGCGAUGUCUACGCCGCUGGCAGCUUCUCUGCCGCAGGAUCCCUUGACUGCCCUGCAGUGUGUGUUUUCGUCUCUACAGCGUCGCAAUGGGAUCGACCUGGAUCGAACCUUGCCGGAACUGCCAAUGCGAUGACUUGGGCUAGCUCAACUUCCCUUAUUGUCGGUGGUGCUCUAACUGUGGACGGGGAGAAUCUCUCGCUCGCUACCUAUGACACAAAGUCUCAAUCCUGGACAGCCGCAGUAGGAGCGAGCGCAAUUCCCGGACCUGUUACCGCAUUGACUGCAGCCAACAGCGAUGUAUCUCAGCUUUGGGUUGCAGGGACUGCCAACAACGGCUCGACCUUCCUCAUGAAAUUUGAUGGCUCAACAUGGAUUCCCGUUGGUGGCACAUUAGGAAAUGGAACAAAGAUCCACAGUCUCCAAGUCUUACCCUUAAGCGAGGAUCACGAAUCAUCAAACCUGAUAUCCGCAAGCCAAGCACUCAUGAUCACUGGAUCAGUAAAUCUUCCAGGAUUUGGCAACGCUUCUGCUGUGCUUUUCAAUGGCACAGCCUUCCAGCCGUUUGCCCUCACGUCGAGCUCCUCGAAUACUGGCGGGAGUCUGUCCCAGAUUUUCUCCCAACGGCAAAACUUCUUUAAAGCUCCAGGUAAGUUAAUAUGUCGUAGAGCACAGGUUAUGAACUAAUUCGCCAUAGGCGGCAAACUCGCGAAGGGAUUUGUUGUUCUCAUUGCUCUAGCUAUAGCCCUUGGCUUGAUCUUUUUCUUAGUCAUCGCUGGUGUAGUCGCUGAGCGCAUCAGGCGAAAGCGGGAAGGAUAUGUCCCUGCACCAACGGCCAGCUUCGACCGGAGCCAUGGUCUCUCACGAGUUCCACCCGAGCAAUUGUUUGGCUCGUUGGCUCAGGGUCGAAGUGGUGUCGAGAAGCAGAGUACGAGGAUAUAAUACCACAGUGAUACGAAGGCGUUCGGCUUGGUUAAGAGGCGUUCUGGAUAAGGUCAACUGGCAGACCUUUUCCUAUUCUUUUUGAAAUUUCGCAACAUUCCGGCGUUUUACAUACAAAGCAGUAAGCUGUUGCUCCUUGGUGGGCACAUGACGGCCUCAUUUCACGACAACGGCACCACACGUGGCGCCGAAUCUACGGCUUUCGUACACUCAUUUCCUUCGUCACUUAUCAGGAGCCUAAUGUUUAGAGCUACUUACCCCCAAUGUUUCCCCAACCACUUGAUCUUCUCUUUGUACGAUAACUUUCACUGCAGCCCCGCCACAAGGCCGCGAUGUUGGGCAGGUUGUCCCGAUCCAAAAAUGUAUGUAAUGUACAAGUCUUUGCGCAGCUUAGCAAAAUAAAUAAUAUUUCAAGAUGCCGUGGUUCCAUGCAGAUGUUGAUCAUCUGUGGAGUACCUCUGCCAAAUGAGCCGUCGGUCUCCUUACUGGCGCUAAGUCCUGUGCUUGACCCCGAGCACUGAGCUGGAGUAAGGAUGCAAGACGAGAGCAGUACCCUCCCUGGUGAACAGAGUCGGUAAGUGACCCUAUGGAUGGGAGAUUGGGAUCCUCAAUGUCCAAGAUCGAUGGAGGCAGACCUGUCUGGUGAUACGUUCCGGUCAUUCGAGAACGAGAUGGCAAGUUCUGUCUGGGCAAGGUUGAGGUUCACGGUAACGAGAUGUCGUGUCUGAGAUGUUGUGGAGGAGGAGCAUGGCCCUUUGGUGGUAGUUUCCAAGCUGGUCUGAGAGUCUGAUGCAGGCUUGCUGGGCUUGUUCUGUCAACCCACAUUUCAGAACUCCUCGGGCUGAUGCUUAAUGACCAGCAUUCGAAUUGCCUCUUGCAGACUAACAGUCCCCAGAUCUCGGUAAUUAGGAGAUGUUUCUUGACAUUUUGGCCGCUCGAGGCGUUCGUGCGGGUGAGUCGGGAGGAGCAAUAAAGGUAAAUUCUCCUUUGGGCAUGCCUGCUCCUCCUCCUCUUCCGCCUUCACAAAAUGCCGUGAAUCAAAUAUCAUUACCUAGGUCCUCCGGCAUCUCGUGACAUGAGACAUCCUUCGGUGAGAUGCUCGGGGAGACUCAGAUUUAAGCUCUUGCAAUGAGAUGCGAAGCAGCAACCAGGAAUGUCGAUCCUCAACGGUUGUGGGCGAGACGACACUCUCCAGGGGUUGCAUUAGGAGGAAAUGAGACAGCAGGCCGGAUGUGGGGGAUCACCGAAACGAGAGAAACAAAUGGCAAAGGGGCCAGGGAAAAGCAAGAGCCUAAGCCUCUUUGUUGAUGCUGAAACACAAUCGGUCGAUCUUCUCCCCUGCCCGCAGGGUUGCGCAGGGGUAGUCGACGAUGAGAUGAGAUGAGAUGAGAUGAGCUGAGCUUCGACAUUGGUACUGGCUGCGACAGGCUCCUUGCAAAGUAAUUUACUGGGAUACCAAUGAUCUCGACUGCAAAUUCACAUGUCCUGGGACUGUGUCCGCACAAUGCUCGGUAAUUGACGUUCGUUCAAAUGGGAUUGGAUUGAAAUAUGGAGCGCAUACAUGAUUAUUGCCAGGUACGAAUGGUGACCAAGUGAAGAGUACCAGCUUGCCUCGAGCUUGCUUGGUGGACCAGGUAACGCGCUGUGCAUGAGAGAUCUUCAGCACCCGCACAGAUGCAGAAAUGAUUUUACAUGGAUGAGCUUAUCAGAUGAUGUUUGACAGGUGGGAACUGUCCAAACCUGAACAAACAACCAGCCAAGUAGUAGUGCUUGGUAUGAGGAGAGAAAUGAAGCUAUUCCGACUGCCCUUGCUAGAUGCGGUUUGAAGGUUGAGGAAGUGAGAAUAGCCUCGGAGGUGUGCAAGUAGUAGGAGAAGGUAGGGUUAUGCCGGGAGAGGAGCCGAACAGCCUCCUGCACUGUACUCGUACUGUAAAUUACUUAAACUGACUU
Messenger RNA from Cadophora gregata, 6732 nucleotides. RefSeq lists its product as uncharacterized. Gene Ontology annotation, cellular component: plasma membrane of growing cell tip. The record is from RefSeq and is a predicted model, not a curated record. Gene Ontology annotation, biological process: positive regulation of establishment of bipolar cell polarity regulating cell shape. Gene Ontology annotation, molecular function: protein binding. Bases 1033 to 4527 code for a protein of 1164 amino acids. The transcript has a single exon. Lineage: Eukaryota; Fungi; Ascomycota; Leotiomycetes; Helotiales; Ploettnerulaceae.